GCUCUUAGCACAAUUAGAAAGAAAGGGGGCUGCCUACGUUUAGGAGGUAUUAAAUAAACGAAUAUAGGUUAGGGUUGUUUGAUCCCAUAGGAAAAAUCGAAACCUAUUGGUAUUUGUUUGUAUAACACAACAUUAGGGCACAUUGACUUGUGUCCUAUUUGUUGAAUUUGUAAAAGAAUAAUGGAGUUUCGGCUUUCCGACGAGCUUUUGGGCACCUUUCUUCCGAUUAUAGUUUAUUGGCUUUAUUCAGGGUUGUAUGUCGUGCUUGGUUCAUUUGAUAACCUUCAAAAUUAUAGAUUGCACUCUAGACAAGAUGAAGAUCAGAAGAAUUUGGUAUCUAAAUUAGCUGUUGUCAAAGGCGUUCUUUUUCAGCAAUUUAUUCAGGCUAUUGUUGCUAUUAUCUUGUUUUCGGUAACAGGAAGUGAUGCUGAAGUUUCUGCCAAUCAACAGUCCUCUCUAUCUGCUUUAGCUAGACAAUUUGUAAUAGCGAUGUUGGUUAUGGAUACGUGGCAAUAUUUUAUGCACAGAUACAUGCACCACAACAAAUUUUUGUAUCGACAUAUCCAUUCUCUACAUCAUCGACUUGUUGUCCCUUAUGCAUUUGGUGCUCUCUAUAAUCACCCAAUUGAGGGGCUUCUUAAUGACACAAUUGGAGGAGCUUUAUCUUUUCUCCUCUCUGGUAUGUCUCCUCGAGCUUCCAUCUUUUUCUUCUCCUUUGCUACAAUCAAAACAGUGGAUGACCACUGUGGAUUAUGGCUUCCUGGAAACCUCUUCCAAUUCUUCUUCAGAAACAAUACUGCAUAUCAUGAUGUGCACCAUCAGCUUUAUGGUAGCAAAUACAACUUUGCCCAACCAUUCUUUGUAAUAUGGGAUAGAAUUCUUGGGACCUAUAUGCCUUAUUCGCUUGAGAAGAGAGCAGGUGGGGGCUUUGAAGCACGACUUAUUAAAGAUUAUAAAGAGAGCUGAUUAUUAUGUUUAGGACAAUCAAUUGUGUACAACCAGUAUUUGAUUCUUUUUGCUUACUGAUGAGCUACGGUGUUAUGUUAUUUUGUAUAUACAUGUACUGUUGUGUUUUAUUCUCAUCAUUUUUGUUUAUAUCAGUUAAUAAUGAAGCUGAUAUACCAAUCAAACUAAAUCUAGCUUGAGUUGAGUGGCCAAUUUAGGUCUUCAGUGUA
Molecule: messenger RNA, 1175 nt
Organism: Mangifera indica (mango)
Lineage: Eukaryota; Viridiplantae; Streptophyta; Magnoliopsida; Sapindales; Anacardiaceae
Product: sphinganine C4-monooxygenase 1-like
Exons: 2
Coding region: 181-966 (261 amino acids)
Biological process (GO): lipid biosynthetic process
Molecular function (GO): oxidoreductase activity; iron ion binding
Source: RefSeq, a predicted model, not a curated record